Molecule: messenger RNA, 1053 nt
Organism: Trifolium pratense (red clover)
Lineage: Eukaryota; Viridiplantae; Streptophyta; Magnoliopsida; Fabales; Fabaceae
Exons: 1
Coding region: 334-822 (162 amino acids)
Source: RefSeq, a predicted model, not a curated record
UCUCCUAGGUUUGACUUUUUUUUUACAAUGGAGCAGAUGAUCGAACUCAUAACUUCAAUGUAAAGACAACAAAUGAUCAUAGGUAAAGUCAAACAUACGAGAAUAACUAUAAAUAAUUACAGACAUAAUUACUGAAAAUCAAACUUAAUUACAUAAUAUUCUAUCACUAAUAUUUCAUCUUUGAUUAGGUGAUUUCAAAAUAUGAAUUAUUCCUUUCAGCUACCUCUUCUUAUGUCCCUUAUAUAGUUAUAUAGUCUCACUCUUCAAAAAGUUCAUAAUUCAAAACCAUUGAGCUCAAAAGAGCACAUCACAAAACACAUAGACUCUAUCUAGAUGGAGAAACUAUUCAAAAUUAAAGCCACGUUCUUGAAGUUUCUAUCAAAACAACCAGUGUCACUAGUUGCAUUUCAAAACCCAACUCUUAGUCCUUGUCGAUCGCCUACGACACACGGUGUUUCAUUGUUCCCUAAAGAACAUAGAAGAAAGCACAAAAGGGGAAUUAGUUUUAGUCCAAAAGAACCAACUUCUCCGAAAGUCUCGUGCAUCGGUCAGGUUAAGUCCAAGAAGAAGAAGAAAAAGGACAUGAAGUUACAUAAAGGGGUUCAACAAGUUUCAACCAAAAACAAUGAUUCUGUUAGGUGUCAUGAAAAGAAGCUUUUGGUUUGGAAUUCUAAGGGAAGUUAUGAGGGUGGGAAGCAAGGUGGGGAAGAGAAGUAUUCAGCUAUGGUGAGUAGUGUCCCUCCAACUUUGGAUUCUAUGAAGAAAUUUAGUAGUGGGAGAGGAUCAUUGUAUGAUUUUGACGCAACACUAUCAGAAAGGUGAAUGUAACAUAUUUUUUUUAUAUUAACCCUCUCGUUCUCACGAGAAGACGCCCCAGUAAUUCAGAGUCCGGACGCGAAGUUUUCGGAAAAACUCAUUAACCAGUUGAACUUAAUAACUUAGUUAAGGUGAAUGUAACAUUUUUAUUUUGGUAAUAAUAAGAAUGUAACUUUCAUUUAUAGUGCUCUAUAGCAAAAGAUGAUUUAAUGUUUGUUGUAGUCACACCAAAACAUA